CAAGAUCGUCGAUGUUUUAUGAACGUUGUUUUGGUCUGUUCUGUUCGCCCUCUGGUUUGAAUGGAGAUGAGAGAAAUAUACUGCUGUAUUGAUUUCUACAGUUUGAUACAAAUACUGGUCUCAAUUGACUCUUGCAAACAGCCUUUUAUACGCGGAAUUAUGAUGCUGUUGAUGAAUUUGAAUUAUUCAAUUUCUUGAAUGUGCACCCUGGUAACGUUUCACGGAAGUGUAACGCAAAAAAAAAGGAUAUCUACGGAAAUUGAUUGACGAUAGCUAUAUGUUAUUUAGUCAGUUGGAUAACGUUAGUUUUGGAAAGUGACAUUAUUUUCCAGGAGAAAGUACAUCACUGGUAGGCACUAAUGUAAGUUAGAUGAGUUAGCUAUUUAGACAGUCAUUUAUACAAAAGCAACGUAACGAGCGUUACCCUGGCCUGAGCUGUUCAAUCACUGAGACCGACAGCUCUAGGCUAGCUAGCUAACGUUAGAUGGCGCAGCCGUCAACAAACGACGUUACCAGACAUUAGAUAGCCUACGACGUUACCAUAUUUUUCUGUUAGGCAUGCAUGUAACUUGAAAUACACUACAAGAAGGGGUUCCCGCUGCUUUUUGGCGCUUCACACUGCCGACUUUGUCUGGUUCGAUAGACUAGUUAGCUAGCUACCUAGCUAGCUACCUUGGAUAGCAUGAGUAACUUGAAUAUCUCAUACAGUAAUCAAGGCAAAACGAUGGCAUCUCAAGGCGCGUGUCGCAGUGGGACAGGUGUCUUUUACCAAGCGAUGCCGGCUGUGGGAACUGAUGGGAGAAAUGUUAUGAAACUGAUCCCUGUUCAAAAAGUAAACGGGCAGUUUGUUCGAUCACCAACAAGCACUAUGAAGGACAUCUCUGAACCUCAACGAGAUCUUACCUUGGACGUGCCAUCAAUUUCGAAGAUUAACAUGUCUACUCUGGGACCCACAGCUAAAGGACAAUCGGUGAAUAAAAGGUCAUUUUACAUGAGUACCUCUCAAAAUCCAACCAAUCUGACAGGAAUAUAUAAAUCAGUGAGCAUCCAGACUCCUAUAGUAACAACAAAAGUAGCCCAAAGUGCGUUAUCCUUGACAUCACCUGAGCUAACACUUUUGAAUAAGGAUCAGCUGCCAGUCACUGUGAAAUCUCCAGCGCUUCCAAAUGGACAAUACCUUCAAAUUCCUCCUAAUGCUCAAGUGAAAACCCUUCCAGCAUCCGCACUCCCCCCAGCCAUAAAGAGGCAGAUAUUUACUUCAUCAACGAGCUGUGCCUCAAAUUCGAAUUUGCCAAUGGUUCUUUAUGUGUCCCCUGUCCAAACCAUGAAACCGGGUGGUACUCCAUUAUGUCCAACAUUUCAGAAGGCACCCCUCUCCCUCAGCCGACUUCCAAGGCCAUCUGGCCAGACACAUUCUAAAUGCUCAUCAUCAGGCUCAACACCGUGUUCUACUACUGCUAAGGAUGGCAAAAGACCGGUCACUCCUAUUAAGUGGGUGAUUGAGGAGGCAGAUGGCUCACCUGCUCAAUGCCUUGUUCCCGUGAAUUCCUCUUCUAUGACCUCAGAUAUUUUGAAAACUCUGGCAGAGAUGGAAAAAGCCACGAAACCCUGUGAAAACACAGCAAAAAAGUGUUCACCUUCCCAAGAGAGUCAGACAAGAAUUGGCCAAGAGAAGGACAAUGCCUUAGUGAUGUACAAUGGGAAGGUGUAUUUUGUUGCCAAGAAAACCCCUGAGCUUUGUAACCGACCAUCAAAGCCCUUGGAGGCCAGUAGGAACAUGGGUGACUCCACCAAACAGGCAGCAGAAAGUGUUGGAUUCAAUCAGAGAAUCAGCUUACCGCCCUCCCUACCCUUAAGCUCCUCACUUGGAUCACAAUUUUCAAAUAAAACCAGACCAGAUCCUAAACACAUUGUUAUACCAGAUGACAUCAUUGACCUCUGUGACGAUGAUCCUCAAGAUAACCUUACAUAUCAGGCAAUAUCAACAAGGGACGUAACAAGGCAACCUUUCAGACAGUCUGAAGUCGAUGAGGAUGAAGACUCCAAUGUAAUAUUUGUCUCAUACCUUCCACCCAAAACAGUGUCUAAAGUAGCUGAAGAAGACAAGGAAAUGGCUCAUAUGCUGAAUGACUUGGAAGCUGAACAAGAAGUGUUAUGCAGUCAAGAUCAUUUGAAUGGCCAGAUAGUGGAUAAUCAGAACAAAGUAUCUGGCCUGUCAAUAGAAAAGUGUCAGAGCAUUGCCACUGCCCAAGACAUGGCAGGCUGUCAAGGUAGUGCAACAGGCCAAGAGUUGAACUCCCGCCAGCAUGACAUCACUGGUCAGUAUAGGAAAAUUCUUCAAAGAUUUCAUGGCCGUGCAACUGGAAUCCGAAUAGAGAACAUUCAGGGUAAUGCCACUAGCAAGGAAAUGGGAAGCAGUCAUCCCAGUGCCUCAACCCAAGAAAUGGGGAAUGUCCAGGAUGAUGCCACUGACCAGGGAAUUGGAAACAGCCAGCACCAUCCUGCCACGCAAGAAAUGGACAACAUUACUGGAAGUACCUCUCUCCAAACAGAAAUGGAGACUCACAAAGAAAAGAGCUCAUCAGAUCCCAUCCCUGAGCAGCGGACUUCUGUGUUGGACAUGGAAUCCUUGGAAACUUGUGAUCGCCUGCUGAAACAGAUGUUUGGGAUCACAUCUGAUGUGAAAAUAUGUUUGGAGAGGAUUGACGCUAAACCCAAGGCUAUCCCUAAGGCGUUUCCUCGGAUUGGGACCACAAACAAACGUACCAUAGAGGCUAUUCGCAAAUUGUUACAGGGAUCAAACAUUUUGAUAAAAAAGAGGGAACACAAGGAAACAGAGGUCUCUGCAACUAGGAAGGAUGGUAGUUGCCCAAUAGAUGCUAAAAGACAGAAAAUAGAAAAAGUAAAAAAUGCAUCUGAAAGUUCCGAAAACACAGAGCCUCUCACCAGUCCAACUCCUCAGCUGGAAAAGCAGCCCCUCACCAAUCCAACUCCUCAGCUGGAAAAGCAGCCCCUCACCAAUCUAACUCCUCAGCUGGAAAAGAAGCCCCUCACCAGUCCAACUCCUCAGCUGGAAAAGCAGCCCCUCACCAGUCCAACUCCUCAGCUGGAAAAGCAGCCCCUCACCAGUCCAACUCCUCAGCUGAAAAAGCAGCCCCUCACCAGUCCAACUCCUCAGCUGAAAAAGCAGCCCCUCGCCAGUCCAACUCCUCAGCUGGAAAAGCAGCCCCUCGCCAGUCCAAGUCCUCAGUUGAAAAUGCAGCCCCUCGCCAGUCCAUGUCCUCAGUUGAAAAUGCAGCCCCUCGCCAGUCCAUGUCCUCAGUUGAAAAUGCAGCCCCUCGCCAGUCCAAGUCCUCAGUUGAAAAUGCAGCCCCUCGCCAGUCCAAGUCCUCCGUUGAAAAUGCAGCCCCUCGCCAGUCCAAGUCCUCAGUUGAAAAUGCAGCCCCUCGCCAGUCCAAGUCCUCAGCUAGACAUCUUAUCUGAUGCUGAACAUAUAUUUGGCUAUGAGGAACCGACUGUCAAUUAUCUAAUUUCCACUCCAGUUGAAACAGGGGCCCCUUCCAAACCUCUGCCAGAAAUCAAUCCAGUACAUAUUUCAAAAAGAAGCUCAAACUCACCCGUUCCAUCUGUCCACCCACAAACAAACGCUGAAGCUAUGGAUUGCGCUCCUGGGCCCUUCUGUGGCACAGCAAGCAACAUAAAGCCGAACUCUAGAAGAAGAAGGGGAAAAGGGAAAAGAUGCACAGCGUGUCCGUGUGGGGUGACUGGAACACUAGUACAAGAGAAAGCAAUGAGCUCAUCAUCCACUUCACAAGAGGAGCCUAGUUCAUCUAAACCACCAAACACCAGGUCCUCAGGGAGCAGUACCUUCGCAAUUGCAAAAUCAGCUAAACGAAAGGGUAGAAAGUCCACAAAGGCUCAAAUGGAAGAUAAAGAGCUAACAUCUGUGGAGAUCCAAUGUCCUUCAACUGUGAGUGAGCAGGGAAGUAGUACGGCUGGAGAGAUCCCAACCAGUUAUCUCUGCUCUACAGCACUCAUGGACCCUGAAGAAAUCAAGCGUCAUGAGAGAAUCAAACGACUGAAAGAACUCUUGAAGGAGAAGGAGGCUGCUCUUGCAAUGAUUAGAAAGAACAUGGGCUGAGUUGGACUGAAUUGCUUUCCAAAUUCCAAUGUGUUGCAUUGCAUAACUUCAGCCUUGUAGAACUCUUAUUUGAAUUGUCAUAUUUACAGUUAAUUCAGAAAGUAUUAUUCUAAAGUCGAUUAAAUAAAUAAAAAUCCUCAUCAAUCUACACACAGUACCCAAUAAUGACAAAGCGAAAACAUGUUUUUAGAAAUGUUUGCAAAUGUAGAAAAAUGAAAAGUAUUUAGACUCUUUGCUAUGAGACUCGAAAUUGAGUUCAGAUGCACCCUGUUUCCAUUGAUCAUCCUUGAGAUAUUUCUACAACUUGAUUGGAGUUCACCUGUGGUAAAUUCAAUUGAUUGAACAUGAUUUGGAAAGGCACACACCUGUCUAUAAGGUCCCACAGUUGUCAGUGCAUGUCAGAUCUGGGGAUGGGUACCAAAAAUGUCUGCAGCAUUGAAGGUCCCCAAGAACAUAGUGGCCUCCAUCAUUCUUAAAUGGAAGGCGUUUGGAACCACCAAGACACUUCCUAGAGCUGCCAAACUGGGUAGAAGGGAGGUUUACAUUAAUGUUACUACAAAUGCAUUAUUUAGUUGAAUAUAUCCAACGAUUUUGUGCAAUAGGACUUGUAUAAUGACAACUUACUAUAAAAUUAGUGUAUUUGGCUUUUUGUGAUGACUGCAUUUGUAAGCACUUUGUAUGCUAUCAGAAUAAUAAAGUCAAGUACUAGUAACGUUAACUUUGUCAGCCCUAGUCUGAAUACUUAUGUAAAUGUUAUUAUGUUUUUUUUUUGGGUUAAUACACUUGCUAACAUUUCUAAGUCUGUUUUUGCUUUGUCAUUAUGGGGUAUUGUGUGUAGAUUGAUGAGGGUAAAAAAUAUAUUUAAUCAAUUUGAAUAAGGCUGUAUGUAACGUAUCAAAAUGUGGAAAAAGUCAAGGGGUGUGAAUAGUUUCCAAAUGCAAUGUAUGUCAUGUUUUAUUACCUGCAGGAAAUGCAUUUCUUUUCUGUAUUGAAUGUUUAGUUCCAAAAUACAAUAAUUCCAGUGAUAACAUGUCAUUUACAUUUUUAUGACAAUGAUCCUAGGUUUUCCUGUUUUGUUCUAGAGGGGUAGGUAUUGAGUAUGUUGAUGCAUUGACUAAGCAUCUUAAGAUAUGUUUUCUGAAAAUAUUUCAAUUUUACUUAUUAGCAUUUUUACAAUGUUUGUAUUUCUGCUUUUGCACCUAGGUUUUCUAUUUGUUCUGUAAAGAUUGAUCACAAUUCUAUCCACAAAAUGCAUGCAGAUACUUGUUGGCUCCCUUUUAGAGUAAUUUAUUUUAUAAUGGACUAAUGUAAUAUUAACAUAUGGUUAGGUAGGCAUAAGUGUUUUCCUGUCUACGAAUAAAAAUAUUGUAACUAAGAAAAUAUGUAAUAAAUAAAAUUGUCAGUAGAUGGCA
This is a messenger RNA of Oncorhynchus kisutch (coho salmon), 5553 nucleotides long. RefSeq names its product ligand dependent nuclear receptor interacting factor 1 (gene lrif1). The coding region runs from base 683 to 4141 and encodes 1152 amino acids. The record is from RefSeq and is a predicted model, not a curated record. Gene Ontology annotation, molecular function: nuclear retinoic acid receptor binding. The transcript has 4 exons. NCBI's taxonomy places the organism in Eukaryota, Metazoa, Chordata, Actinopteri, Salmoniformes, Salmonidae. Gene Ontology annotation, biological process: regulation of DNA-templated transcription.